Messenger RNA from Alternaria atra, 732 nucleotides. RefSeq lists its product as uncharacterized. Lineage: Eukaryota; Fungi; Ascomycota; Dothideomycetes; Pleosporales; Pleosporaceae. The transcript has a single exon. Gene Ontology annotation, molecular function: protein binding. The coding region runs from base 1 to 732 and encodes 243 amino acids. The record is from RefSeq and is a predicted model, not a curated record.
AUGUCAGACCAAGGACCCACCCGCCUUGAAACCGAGCUCGAGCUGUUAGAGGCCAUGUAUCCCGAUCAGACACACUAUGACCCCAAGUCACGGGAGUUAAAGUUCUCGCACAAUGACCAUGCCUCGCUCCUUCUUCGGUUACCGGAGUCGUAUCCGGAAUUAGGAUUGCCGGACAUCAUCUCUGCGACCGACGCAGCAAAGGAUGACCUGCGCAUACGUGUCAAAUAUGCGGUGACAGAGCUUGAAUUAGCUGAAGGAGAAGAAGUGCUUGACGCCAUCGUCGCUGCUUUUCAGCAGGUCGUGGAAUCUGCUCCUGCCAAAUCAAAUAUGACCCCAGCAAAUAGCGACUCAAAGGCAGAUGCAAACGACAACACCUCAAAAACUGUUAUCGUGUGGCUGCAUCAUCUUCUCAAUACCAACAAACGCAAGAUUGCUCUCUUGCCACCAGCAGUGACGCCUCCCGUAUCUGGGCUCACCAAACCUGGCUAUCCCGGCAUCCUCGUCUACUCCGGUCCAUCAGUAGCUGUCACAGAGCAUGUCAACGAUCUGAAAGCAAAAAAUUGGCAAGCGUUCCAGGUGCGAUAUGAGGGAGAAGAGCUCUGGCACUUUACACAUGGCAUGGGCGUCAAAGAGAUGGAGAGUAUGAGCGACAUCGUCAAGGGCGUCGAAACAGAAGGCGCGACUGGGAAGAUACAAAAGGAGGAACUCCUAAAGGCUAUCGGUAUCAAGUGA